This is a messenger RNA of Exophiala dermatitidis NIH/UT8656, 3087 nucleotides long. RefSeq names its product glycosylphosphatidylinositol deacylase. The transcript has a single exon. Gene Ontology annotation, cellular component: endoplasmic reticulum. Gene Ontology annotation, biological process: GPI anchor metabolic process; endoplasmic reticulum to Golgi vesicle-mediated transport. NCBI's taxonomy places the organism in Eukaryota, Fungi, Ascomycota, Eurotiomycetes, Chaetothyriales, Herpotrichiellaceae. Gene Ontology annotation, molecular function: phosphatidylinositol deacylase activity. The record is from RefSeq and is a predicted model, not a curated record. Bases 1 to 3087 code for a protein of 1028 amino acids.
AUGCUGCUGAAGCCCAAGGGGGAUGCGGGUGACAACCAGACGAACGACGAUGUGCGCGGCCUUCGCAAAAGCCGAGCUCAAAGCCCUUGGACAUGGCGACCUCUCACGCUCGUUACCACGGCCAUUGCGCUGUUGUUUCUCUCUCUCAUCCUUCGGUCGUCGCUGAAACACCAGGUUGACCCUCAAGGAUGUAUCAUGUCCAUGAUGAGCCCGACAUACAUCAAACUUUCCGGCUUCGAUACCGAACACUCGCGCUUCGCAACCAAGUACUCGCUGUAUUUGUAUCGGGAAGAGGGGGUUGACGAAUACACACAAGACAAUAUAGGAUUGAGGGGGGCGCCUGUUUUGUUUAUCCCAGGAAAUGCCGGCAGUUAUAAGCAAGUGCGGUCUCUCUCAUCCGAAGCUUCCAGACAUUAUCACAACGUGCUGCGACAUGAUGCGAAUGCGAUCAAGGGAGGGGUGCGGCCUCUAGACUUCUUCACGAUUGACUUCAACGAGGAUCUAUCCGCUUUCCAUGGCCAGACGCUGCUGGAUCAGGCAGAGUAUGUGAAUGAGGCUGUUGCAUAUAUCUUGUCUCUGUACCAUGACGCAAACCGACUACGGCGGGACCCUCAACUACCCGACCCGAGCGCUGUUAUUCUCAUCGGACAUUCAAUGGGUGGAAUUGUUGCGCGGACGGUUCUUGCGACACCGAAAUAUCAGGCCAACUCGGUCAAUACCAUCAUUACAAUGUCAACUCCUCAUGCGCGGCCACCAGUCACCUUCGAUGCCGAUGUCGUUACCUUGUAUCAACAAGUCAACAAAUACUGGCGAGAUUCGUAUUUGCAGAGAUGGGCCAGCAACAACCCGCUGUGGCAUACCACACUGAUCUCCAUCGCAGGAGGAGGGCGAGAUACCACUGUUCCCUCGGACUAUACGAACAUCGCCUCCUUAGUCCCCGAGAGCCACGGAUUCACCGUCUUCACCUCGACCAUUCCCAAUGUUUGGACUUCUAUGGAUCAUCUGGCUAUCACUUGGGCCGAUCAGGUGCGCAAAGUCGUCAUCAGGUCGUUGUAUGAUGUUGUGGACGUCCGCCGCGCGGGCCAAACCAAGCCCCGUUCGGAAAGGAUGAAGGUGUUCAGGAAGUGGUUCUUGACUGGCCUCGAAGACGACGCUCCUAAGGCACUGCGAGAGACCAACCAUGACGUUCUGCUCACGCUAGGUGACGGCUCAAGAUCUUCGACGGGCAAGAAGGACAACGUGACUCUGCGCCAGCUCGGUGCGCAAGACCAAAUGUCCGCGACUUUGCUGCCGAUCCCUUCCGUGGACAACUCGACGUCGAGAAGAUUUUCUUUCCUCACAGAUCAACAAAUUGACCCGCAGGGCAGUUUCGAGAAGCUUGAAGUGUUGUUUUGCAGUGCGUUCCCACUUACUGGAGGCCUGACUUCCAUGCCGCUCCCUGUGCAAAUCGAUCUCUCCCCCGGAGAUCCUAGCGCAACACGACUGGCAUGCAAAAGACCCGCCAAAGACGGCAUCCUCCUGCCUGCCUCAACCAGGACAUCACAAUAUGCAUUCGAGCAGCGUCCUCCUUUCAACUACUUGGAGUAUGAUGUUCGAGAUCUUCAGGAUCACCAGUUUGUGGCUGUCGUGGACAAAUCCGUGGAAAUCAGCAAUGGGUGGGCAUAUGGCGAAGUAAUAUCAACUGCCGAUUCAGUCAUUCAGAAUGAUGUCAGCCUUGCCAUGCUACUGCUUCGCGGCGUCAACGUGGAGCUUCCUCCCAACAGACCCCUUGUGACUGAAGUGCGUAUUCCAUCGCUUCGGUCGAGUUUACUGGCUUAUAAACUCGACCUCCGACAACACGGUUGUGGAGCCGAUGCCGAGCUGUUCACUCCUUUAGUGAGGCAACAUAUCGACAAUCCCUACGAGUCCAAGUAUUUUGUCAAUUUCAAACAAGGAGAAGUUAAUCUUCAUGGAGUUGCACCCUUUAUGCCGCCCUCUCUAGAUGGUCGUGAACCGAAAUCUGGAGUCGCCUUCCAGAUCUGGUCCGACCCAACCUGCAAUUCUUCUUUGGAGAUACGACUGCGGGCAGAUCCUAUCGGUAGUCUAGGCAAACUUGUUGUCAGAUAUCGCACUGUUUUCGCGGCCUUUCCUUUGCUGGUGGUGGCUAUGGUGCUCCGCAAGCAAUUUAGGGUCUACGACAAUUCAGGCAUCUUCAUCUCAUUCACCGAAAGCCUCGACCAGAGUCUGCGACUCCCGCUACCAGUCAUAUUGCUGUCCAUGACGUUCUUUGCCACCGCCUUCACGACGGCCAGUUCUGCCAGCGUUGGAUCAGACGUUCCCCCACACACCAAUGGAACGAGCAUCAACUUUAAUCAAAACGAUCUUCUGUUGGGUUCACAAGAUACGUUUUUCUGGUUUCUUGUUCCCUUGGCGGGGCUGCUCAGCAUUGGCGCUUGUGUGGUGUUGAACUAUGCAGUGUUGGCGCUGUUGCAGUUCAUUGUCAUCGUCUCCAAUCUGGUAUCACAACGAUACGUCAAGAUUGAUGACAGCGAGAAAGGGAUUGCCUCAGCCUUUGUCGCCAGUACUCCUCGAAGGAGGGCGAUCAACACCGCGGUGCUUUUGUUUCUUGUCGCCACCAUCAUACCAUACCCCUUUGCUUAUGUGGUGGCCUGUAUCGUGCAGCUUACAACGUGUUCACGAGCGUUGCGUCGUGCCAUGGAAUCCAAAUCCGGGCCGGCUCUCAAUUUCUUCAAUUACACCUACUCAAUACUCAUAUUAAUGCUUUGGGUCCUGCCCAUCAACCUGCCGGUCCUUGUGGUGUGGAUCCACAAUCUGUCGGUCCACUGGUUGACGCCCUUCUCGUCCCAUCACAACGUCUUGUCGAUCAUGCCGUUUAUCUUGUUGGUGGAGACCGUCUCCAGCGGAAUGAUGGUCCCUGCUGUGAGGUCGUUCAGAUGGGCCACGAAUAUCUUGUUUUUUGUUCUCGCGGUUUAUGCGGCGUUGUACGGUAUGACAUACGCCUACAGAUUACACUACAUUGCGAACAUCAUCGCCCUGUGGUUGGUUCUCUUGCACUUUUCAACCUAUCAGCGGCGGAUUUCCACAUAG